Molecule: messenger RNA, 483 nt
Organism: Caenorhabditis remanei
Lineage: Eukaryota; Metazoa; Nematoda; Chromadorea; Rhabditida; Rhabditidae
Exons: 3
Coding region: 1-483 (160 amino acids)
Source: RefSeq, a predicted model, not a curated record
AUGAGAGUGUUAGCUUUCCUACUUCUCUUUGUCCUGUCAGCUACCACGUCAGCAUUCCAACAAGGAGACCUUCCAUUCCAAAACUAUGAACCCCCAGUCCAACGCAAGAUGGCUGAAAAGUCACCCAUUGAUGUUCUCGAGAAUCAUUUGGAUGCCGUUAGAAACGCUAUGAGCAUUAGAAACAACACGUCCCUUUAUCAGCUCGUGAAUAAUGGAACAGAUUUGGACUCGUUUUUUGCUUUGUCGUCGGCUAACUUCAAAUCUCUCCGUUUCAAUCACAAAAUUCAUAAAGCCGUAAAUUCUGUGAAAUCUGUCGUCUCACAGAUUGAAGGAACCGUCACUUUCACGUAUUCCCAUUCCGAAGGCACAAACUCCUACCUUACCAAAGUCUUUUUGCAAAAGAACUCAAAAAGUCCGACCGGUUGGAAGUUGGUCAAAGCCAAGAUUUGCACAGAUGCGGAAUGCUCCAAAGUUCCUUCCUAA